Messenger RNA from Ascochyta rabiei, 984 nucleotides. Its product is annotated as 5'-(N(7)-methyl 5'-triphosphoguanosine)-[mRNA] diphosphatase. The coding region runs from base 1 to 984 and encodes 327 amino acids. The transcript has a single exon. Lineage: Eukaryota; Fungi; Ascomycota; Dothideomycetes; Pleosporales; Didymellaceae. Gene Ontology annotation, cellular component: P-body; nucleus. The record is from RefSeq and is a predicted model, not a curated record. Gene Ontology annotation, biological process: deadenylation-dependent decapping of nuclear-transcribed mRNA. Gene Ontology annotation, molecular function: RNA 7-methylguanosine cap binding; hydrolase activity.
AUGACCUCAACCACACCACCCGACGUAGCCGCACACGUGGAGUCUCUGAUCCCGAAAUUCCAGCUCACCCGCCUGCUCAACUCCGACCAAGCCGGCCGGCGCAUCUCCCUCCUGGGCACCAUCGACUCGCAGGAAGCGCUUCUGAUCGCCGAGCGCGCCGCCUUCGACACCUCCGACGAGAUCCUCUCCACUUUCCCCACCUCGCUGCGCAACAUCAAGAACCUCGGCGCAAACGACAUCUACGCCUGGUUCCUCGCCAACAGCAACCCAUCCCCAGACUCCAGCUCCUCCCCUCCCGACUACAAACUCAACCUCAUCUACCCAUGCACAGCGAAGCACGUUAAGAAGUACGAAAAGCAAGGCCUGCGCAUCGUGCACGAAACACCAGAAAUCUACGCCCGGUACGUGAAACCGUACAUUGCGAAGCAGCACGAAAGGGGCACGCUGCAGUGGGUGUACAACAUCCUCGACGGAGCGAAAGAGCAAGACGACGUCAUCUACCGCGAGACCGGCGACCAAGGAUUCCUGCUGCUCCCAGACCUGAACUGGGACCGCAAGACGCUCGAGGCGCUGCACCUCCUCGGCAUCGUCGAGCGCCGCGAUAUCCGCUCCGUUCGCGACCUGCGCAAACAUAUGCUUCCCUGGCUCACGCACAUGCGCCGCAGGAUGCAAGGUGCUGCCGUCGCGUUGUACCCGCAGCUCGAUCCUGAUCAGCUGAAGCUGUAUGUGCACUAUCAGCCUACGUACUAUCACUUCCAUGUUCAUAUCGUGCACGUGGCGCUCGAGGCCGGCAGUACGCAGGCGACAGGGAAGGCGCUGGGGUUGGAGAAUGUCAUCUCCCAGCUGGAUACCAUGGCUGGAGACGGGGAUGCGAGUUUGGCGGAUGCGAGUCUGAGUUAUCACCUGGGCGAGAGGAGCGAGCUGUGGGAGAAGAUCUACUUGCCCUUGAAGGAGGGUCGCGAGGUUGCGGUGGAUUCGUUUUGA